UAUAAAAUGGCAGCCAAAGAUAUUAUAAGUGAGUUUCAAGAACUCACCAGGCAAGCCCUUCCCAAGAUGUACUAUGACUUCUACGCAGGAGGAGCCGAAGACCAGCACACCCUCAGAGAAAACGUGAAAGCAUUUCGUAAUAUCAUGCAAGUUUUGAACUUGAAUGUUUCGGUUGGUAUAAGAAGAAUCGAUAUGUCGACAAUAGUUAUGGGAUACAAGACCUCUGCACCAAUCAUGGUUGCCCCAACAGCCAUGCACAAAUUGGCUCAUCCCGAAGGGGAAGUAGCAACAGCCAGAGCUGCGGCCUCCUCAAACGUCAUAAUGGUGUUAUCCUAUAAUUCAACUUGCACAAUCGAAGAAGUUGCUUCAAGCUGCAAUGCAGUUCGGUUCUUCCAAUUAUACGUGUACAGAAGGCGUGAUAUAUCAGCUCUGAUGGUGCAAAGGGCUGAAAGAAAUGGAUUUAAGGCUAUAAUGCUUACUGUUGAUACUCCAAGGCUUGGACGAAGAGAGGCGGACAUUAAAAACAAGAUGAUUGCUCCUCAGCUGAAGAAUUUUGAAGGGCUCGUUUCAACUGAAGUCGUCACUGAUAAGGGCUCUGGCAUUGAAGCCUUAGCAUCUAAGAUGUUGGACGAUUCAUUAUGUUGGAAGGUCAUAGGAUGGUUGAAAUCCGUUACAAAUUUGCCGAUAUUGGUUAAGGGGAUCCUUACACAAGAAGAUGCGAUAAAAGCCUUGGAAGCUGGUGUUGAUGGUAUUGUUGUUUCGAAUCAUGGAGCUCGUCAGCUAGACUAUAGUCCGGCCACAAUAACUGUUCUGGAAGAGGUGGUGCUUGCAGUGAAAGGCAAGAUUCCGGUUAUUUUCGAUGGAGGGGUGAGAUGCGGUUCGGAUAUAUUCAAGGCAUUGGCUCUUGGUGCACAAGCCGUUAUGAUUGGAAGGCCAGUCAUCUACGGCUUGUCGGCAAAGGGAGAAAACGGGAUCAGACAAGUGAUUGAGGUGUUGAAAGAUGAGCUUGAGCAAACAAUGGUAAUGGCCGGAUGUCGCAUGGUGGUGGACAUAAAUAGAAGCCAUGUGCAGACCAAACCCUAUUGCAAAAUGUAGUACACAAUUGUGGUCAAGACUCAAAUCCAAUCAAGGGCUUGAUGUUUCCCACAUUGUUAUAUGUACAGAAAAAUGAGUACAUUAGAUAAAGAACUCUGUGGUUUUGACAGUUGGGGUUAGUUACAAAAUCUGAUGCAUGGAGUGUGCCUCGUCGGAUCAUGUAAUUUCAAUGCAUGUGAAAGUUGCCGUGUUUUUAAAGUUUGGUUUUAGUUUGUAAACAUAUAUGGUACCGUGUUAAUAACAAUAGAGAAAUGCAUCUACGACAGACUUCAAUUUUUCCGAA
This is a messenger RNA of Striga asiatica, 1378 nucleotides long. The record is from the annotation of a GenBank genome assembly. Lineage: Eukaryota; Viridiplantae; Streptophyta; Magnoliopsida; Lamiales; Orobanchaceae.